AUGGCUUCCCGAAUCGCACAUACUUCUGCAGCUGGCGUCGCGACUUGGGGCCUCUGUCGCCUGUUGAACCCUCGUCGCCGAAAGUCUUGCUUGUGUGAGCCUGUGGCAAGCGCGCCAACGUGUCAGAAGCGGCCUCUGCGAGUCUUGUCGCAGAAUGUUUGGAAUUCCUUCUUCGCGGGUGGUCCCGAGAGAAAGGCCAGGCUCAUGGCUUUCAGAGAAGAGUUGGAGCGACUUCGCGUGGACGUCGUCAUCGUGCAGGAGAUGUUCGUCCUCGGCUUGGGACCUUUAUGCCUGCAGGGCGAUGCAGAGGACGCCGGUCAGUUGCUGUUGCAGCUAGGCUUCGUGCAUCAAACCUCUCCGACAGCGUCGCGGCCACUUCUUGGACAAAGUUCUGGCCUUGUCGUAUACUCGAAAUAUCCGAUCAAGAAGGAGAAGCAUGAAGUGUUCGAAUCUCGUCGCUCUGUCACAGCUAAAGGUUGGCUGGAAGUGGUGAUCGUUUUAGGAUCAGCCGACGGCAGCGAGGCAAAGCAGUUGAAGCAGUUGCUGUUGUUUGCUCGAGAGCUGACCAUCUUCAACACUCACCUGGAGCAUUCGCACCAUCCGUCCUGGGUGUGUGUCCGGCAAGACCAGUGCAGACAGCUCGCAAAGCGUGCCAGAGAGGUGCUCGCGGAAGAAAGCGCGAGCAGCACCGCCUAUGCCAUGGUGGUAGGCGACUUUAACGUCUGCAGCAAUGAGUUCGGACAGCAGCUGGACGGCUCGGCAGAGUUCCAGGCCCUGCAGGUUGCCAUGCAGUCUGCAGGCUUCCCUGCCGAAUUGCCGCAGUGGUUCGAUGCGGAGCGACCAGGAACGCUUCGGCCAGCUCCAGACGGCAAACUUCGAUGCACUCCAGAUCACAUGUUUGUCACCUGCAAGCUGAAAGACUGCUGUGUCAGUUCUUCGGUCGCGGACACCCGAGACCGGAAUGGACUGGAGGUCUCCGACCAUCUAGGUCUCAUUGCCGAGUUCGUGAUACCACUGUGA
Symbiodinium sp. CCMP2592 is the source of this 1020-nucleotide messenger RNA. NCBI's taxonomy places the organism in Eukaryota, Dinophyceae, Suessiales, Symbiodiniaceae. The record is from the annotation of a GenBank genome assembly.